Callithrix jacchus (white-tufted-ear marmoset) is the source of this 1008-nucleotide messenger RNA. It is a transcript of the gene SPMIP1, whose product is annotated as sperm microtubule inner protein 1. The record is from RefSeq and is a predicted model, not a curated record. Lineage: Eukaryota; Metazoa; Chordata; Mammalia; Primates; Cebidae.
CGGUCUUCAGAUCAGAGAAGACCAGCUCUGGGUGGGGCGGAGUAAAAGGAGGGCUUGAGCCCAGCCCCUGCCUCCACCUUGCUCACCAUCGGGCUGGGAAGGGGGCCCAACACAAAGGACAGAAGCAGAAAGCACCAGAAACCUGGGAGCCUGUGACACCAGAUCCUGUGUGGGCCCUGUAGGGGGUGUGGGGAGCAGGGCUCUUAGCCAGUUGACCUGGGCCCCAGGCUGUCUCAGGAAGCCAGGCUCAUGAGGUCUGCUGGGGGCAUGCAGGUAGAACCCUGGCCCUGUGUGAGGUGAGGCAUGGUUGCCAGGUGACGGUGCCAGGGUAGCCACCCACCAUCAGAAGCACUCUGCUGUGCUCACCCCUCAGCUGCAGCCACCCUGGUGCCGCUCCUUCCCAGCCACCAUGGCACGGCAGUUCAACAUGGACACGGUGCGGCAGAACUUCUGGAAGGAGGAAUAUAUGAGGGAAAAGAUGUUGCGCUGUGAAUGGUACCGCAAGUAUGGGUCGAUGGUGAAGGCCAAGCAGAAGGCUAAGGCUGCAGCCCGCCUGCCCCUCAAACUGCCCACCCUGUACCCCAAAGCCCCACUCUCACCCCCACCCGCCCCCAAGUCAGCCCCUUCCAAGGCACCCAGCCCUGUCCCAGAGGCUCCUUUUGAGGCAGAAAUGUACCCGGUACCACCUGCCAUCCGAGUCCUGCUGUAUGAAGGCAUCUCCCACGACUUCCAGGGGCGCUAUCGCUACCUCAAUACCCGAAAACUGGACAUGCCAGAGACGAGAUACCUCUUUCCCAUCACCACCAACUUCACAUAUGGCUGGCAGCUGGGCCCCCCAGUGAAGCAAGAACUGGUCUCCUGCAAGAUGUGCCGCACUGAGUCAUUCUUCCGCAAGAACGGGGCCUUCGCACUACUGGAUCCCCGGGACCUGGCCCUCUGACCAUCAGCCAGGCAUGGGCUUAGGGGAGGGAAGAAAAAAUAACAGGCCUCCUGGUGGGGCAAAGCUGC